Molecule: messenger RNA, 8286 nt
Organism: Thrips palmi
Lineage: Eukaryota; Metazoa; Arthropoda; Insecta; Thysanoptera; Thripidae
Product: neural-cadherin-like
Exons: 21
Coding region: 71-5203 (1710 amino acids)
Biological process (GO): homophilic cell-cell adhesion
Cellular component (GO): plasma membrane; catenin complex
Molecular function (GO): calcium ion binding; cadherin binding
Source: RefSeq, a predicted model, not a curated record
GGCAGCGCUCUGCUGGCUGCUGGUCCUCUUCUCCUGGUACUAUGCUCCGCCCGCCGCGCCUCUAGGAGUCAUGGUCGACCCGCUCAAGGUGUUCUGGGUCCUCACCAACAGCACUUAUUUCGUGACCAAGUUCAUCCGCAUCGGCAUCGCCGACAAGAACGACAACCCUCCCUACUUCGACAAGGCGCUCUACGAGGCGGAGGUCGACGAGAAUGAGGACAUCCAGCACACCGUGCUCACCGUCACGGCCAAAGAUCACGACGAGUCGUCGCGUAUUCGAUACGAGAUCACAAGCGGUAACAUAGGCGGCGCCUUCGCGGUCAAGAACAUGACCGGCGCAAUCUACGUGGCCGGCGCCCUGGACUACGAGACGCGCAAGCGGUACGAGCUGCGCCUCACGGCCUCCGACAACCUCCGCGAGAACUACACCACGGUGGUGAUCCACGUCAAGGACGUCAACGACAACCCGCCCGUGUUCGAGCGCCCGACGUACCAGAGCCAGAUCACGGAGGAGGACGACCGCGCGCUGCCCAAGCAGAUCCUCAAGGUGACGGCCACGGACGGCGACCAGGACCGGCCGCAGAACAUCGUGUACUUCUUGACGGGCCAGGGCAUCGAUCCGGACAACCCGGCCAACUCCAAGUUCGACAUCAACAAGACCACCGGCGACAUCUACGUCCUCAAGCCUCUUGACCGCGACCAGCCCAACGGCCGCGCGCAGUGGCGCUUCACGGUGUUCGCCCAGGACGAGGGCGGCGAGGGCCUGGUGGGCUACACCGACGUGCAGGUCAACCUCAAGGACAUCAACGACAACAACCCGGCCUUCCCGCAGGGCGUGUACUUCGGCAACGUCACGGAGAACGGCACCGCAGGCAUGGUGGUGAUGACCAUGACGGCCGUGGACUACGACGACCCCCAGGAGGGCACCAACGCCAAGCUCACCUACUCCAUCGAGAAGAACGUGAUCGAGGAGGAGACCGGGUCGCCCAUCUUCGACAUCGAGCCCGACACCGGCGUCAUCAAGACGGCCGUGUGCUGCCUGGACCGGGAGCGGACGCCCGAGUACUCGAUACAAGUGGUGGCUAUAGACGGCGGGGGGUUAAAGGGCACGGGGACGGCGUCCAUACGCGUCAAGGACAUCAACGACAUGCCGCCCAAGUUCACCAAGGACGAGUGGUGCACCGAGGUGGACGAGACGGACGGCACCACGCUGCCCGACAUGCCCAUCCUGACGGUGACGGUGCACGACGAGGACGAGACCAACAAGUUCCAGUACAAGGUGAUCGAGAACUCCGGCCUGGGCGCCGACAAGUUCACCAUGGUGCGCAACAACGACGGCACUGGCUCGCUCAAGAUCGUCCAGCCGCUGGACUACGAGGACCCUCUGCAGAGCAACGGGUUCCGCUUCAAGAUCCAGGUCAACGACAAAGGGGAGGACAACGACAACGACAAGUACCACGUGGCCUAUUGCUGGGUGGUUGUGAGGCUGCGAGACAUCAAUGACAACAAGCCCCAGUUCGACCGGCCCAACAUUGAGGUCCGAGUCUUUGAGAAUGCCGAAAUCGGAAAAAGCUUGGAAAGCUUCAAGGCCACUGAUCCAGAUCAAGGCGGAAAGAGCCACGUGACGUAUGCCAUUGACCGGUCCUCAGACCGCAGGCGACAAUUCUCCAUUAGUCCGGAGGGCCAAGUUAACAUCCAGAGAUCUCUUGACAGAGAGGAAACUCCUCGGCACCAGGUCAAGAUUCUGGCCAUUGACGAUGGUGUACCCCCUAAGACGGCUACAGCCACUCUCACUGUCAUUGUCGAAGACAUUAACGACAAUGCCCCAACAUUCCUCAAGGACUACAGGCCUGUUCUGCCAGAACACACAUCAGCUCGCACUGUUGUUGAAGUUCUUGCCACUGAUGACGAUGAUCGCUCCAAGAGCAAUGGGCCUCCAUUUAUUUUCCGCAUGGAUCCUGCAGCAGAUGAUGUUAUUAGGGCGUCUUUCAAAGUGGAACAUGAUCAAAAGGGUGCCAAUGGAGAUGGUAUGGCAGUUGUGUCAUCCCUCCGUUCAUUUGAUCGUGAACAGCAGAAAGAAUACCUCAUCCCCAUUGUGAUCAAGGAUUCUGGUAACCCUGCCAUGUCUGGAACAAGCACCUUGACGGUCAUUAUCGGUGAUGUAAAUGACAACAAGAUGCAAUCUGGUUCAAAGGAGAUAUUCGUUUACAACUACAUGGGUCAAGCUCCAGACACUGAGAUUGGUAGAGUUUAUGUCUAUGAUCUUGACGACUGGGAUCUACCUGAUAAGAUGUUCUAUUGGGAAUCAAUUGAACAUCCAAAUUUCAAGCUCAAUGAACACACUGGCAUGAUAACUAUGAAGCAUGGCACUCGAGACGGAAAAUAUCAUCUAAGGUUCAAAGUAUUUGAUAGAAAACACACCCAGACAGAUGUGCCUGCCAAUGUCACAGUUACUGUUAGGGAAAUUCCCCAUGAAGCUGUGAUCAACUCGGGAUCAAUUAGAAUAUCUGGUAUAUCAGAUGAAGAUUUCAUACGCGUCUGGGAUUACAGAACUCAAGGUGUUAUGAGAAGCAAGGCCGAUAAAUUCAGAGAAAAGCUAGCUGAUUUACUUCACAUCGACCGGGAGAAUGUAGAUGUGUUCAGUGUUCAACUAAGACGCAGGAAUCCCCCUCUCACUGACAUCCGCUUUGCGGCCCAUGGAUCACCGUACUACAAACCAGUCAGACUGAAUGGUUUAGUCCUAAUGAAGAGAGAAGAGAUUGAGAAAGAAGUUGGAAUUAAUAUCACAAUGGUUGGCAUUGAUGAAUGUCUCUAUGAGAACCAAAAUUGUGAAGGUUCCUGCACCAAUCAAAUGGAAAUCAGUAACCUUCCAUACAUGGUCAAUGCAAACAAAACAGCAUUGGUUGGUGUUCGAGUGGACAUCAUUCCUGAGUGUACAUGUGGGGCUCGCAACUUUAGUAAAGAAGAAUCUUGCAGAAAUAGUCCGUGCCACAAUGGAGGCCGAUGUCAAGAAGGAAGGAAUGGUGUGACAUGCUCAUGUCCAAGUGGAUACAGUGGUCCUCGCUGCCAACAAACUGCCAGGAGUUUCCGUGGAAAUGGAUGGGCCUGGUACCCACCUCUAGAGCUCUGUGACUCUUCACAUCUUAGUCUUGAAUUUGCCACCCGUGUUGGAGAUGGUACACUUCUUUACAAUGGUCCCAUAGUACCCCCAGAACCUGAGGAAGUACUAAUUUCAGAUUUUAUCUCACUUGAGUUGGACAAAGGACACCCAAGGCUUCUCAUCGACUUUGGCUCCGGCACCUUGGAGCUUAAAGUAAAACCAAAACACACUUUAGAUGAUGGAGAAUGGCAUCGUAUUGACAUUUUCUGGGACACAGAGACUGUCAGAUUAGUUGUGGACUUCUGCAAGGGAGCGGAUAUUGAUGAAUCAGAGAAUGGAUCCCCGCCAAUGUUUGAUGAUUCCUCAUGUCACGCCAGUGGAACUAUCCCUGCAUUCAAUGAGUACCUGAAUGUUAAUGCACCUCUUCAAAUAGGUGGAUUUUAUGUGGAUGAAUUUGAACCGUCAGCAUAUCAUUGGCAGUACAAGCCCUUUGGUAAAAGCUUUGAUGGUUGCAUUAGGAAUAUUUUCCACAAUAGCAAGCUGUACGAUCUAGCCCAUCCUGGUCUUUCCAGAAAUACAGUUGCUGGUUGCCCUCAGACUGAGGAACUCUGCGCCCAAUCUGAUCUCACAUUCCGUUGUUGGGAACACGGCACUUGCACUGGCAGUAUGACUGAGGCCCGCUGCCAAUGCCUGCCUGGCUGGACUGGUCCAUCUUGCUCUGUCCCCACAGUCCCCACCACAUUCAAACCGCAGAGUUAUGUCAAAUACGCGCUCUCCUUUGACCCUGACAAGUAUUCCACUUCCAUCCAACUGCGCUUCCGCACAAGGGAGCAAAACGGUGAGCUGUUCCGUGUCAGCGAUCAGCACAACCGUGAAUAUGGAAUCCUUGAGAUCAAAGACCGGAAACUCCACUUCAAGUUCAACCUGAAUAGCAUUCGUACAGAGGAAAAAGAUUUGUGGCUUGCCGCAAUGUAUGUGGAUGAUGGCCAAUGGCACACCAUUCGUGUCCAUCGCUACGGCUCAGCAGCAUUCCUGGAGCUGGAUGGUGGUGAAGGGCGGCGGUACAAUGAGACCUUCACUUUCAGUGGUCACCAGUGGCUCAUUGUGGACAAGCAAGAGGGUGUUUAUGCCGGUGGAAAGGCCGAGUACACUGGUGUGCGAACAUUUGAGGUUUACUCAGACUUCCAGAAGGGUUGCCUUGAUGACAUUCGGCUGGAAGGCAAGCAUCUGCCUCUGCCACCUGGAAUGAAUGGGACUCAGUGGGGACAGGCCACUAUGGCACGAAACCUGGAGCGCAAUUGCCCAUCCAACAACCCAUGUGCCAAUGUAAUCUGCCCCGAUCCGUUCGAGUGUGUGGACCUGUGGAACGAGUAUGAAUGCACCUGUGGAGUGGGUCGCAUCAUGUCGCCUGAUGGAAAGGGUUGCAUGGACAAAGACGAAUGUCUUGACAAGCCAUGUGAAAAUGGAGGACAUUGCUUCAACGAAGACCCUCGCACUCGAUAUCGGUGUGAAUGCCCUGAUGGAUUCUGGGGCGAGAACUGCGAACUUGUACAGGAAGGCCAGACUCUGAAAUUGAGCAUGGGUGCCCUGGCAGCAAUACUUGUCUGCCUUCUCGUCAUCCUCAUAUUAGUUUUGGUGUUUGUGGUCUACAACCGACGACGUGAAGCUCACAUUAAGUAUCCUGGUCCGGAUGACGACGUUAGGGAGAACAUUAUUAACUACGAUGAUGAGGGAGGAGGCGAGGAUGACAUGACUGCCUUUGACAUUACGCCUCUUCAAAUUCCCAUCGGUGGACCAUUACCAAUGACUGCUAAAAUGCCAUAUCCUCAUCUUGGUCAAGAUCCCAAUGUUGGCGUUUUCAUUGAAGAGCACAAAAAGAGAGCCGACAGUGAUCCGAACGCACCACCAUUCGAUGAUCUUCGUAAUUAUGCAUACGAAGGUGGCGGCAGUACAGCUGGUUCCCUCUCUUCAUUAGCUUCAGGCACGGAUGAUGAACAGCAAGAAUUUGAUUAUCUAGGAGCUUGGGGGCCACGAUUUGACAAAUUAGCUGACAUGUACGGACAGGAGGGUGAAAGUGAAGAAGAAGAAGAGGAUGAUGUUUGAAAGGAGAACUUUCAAUCAUUGUGCAGACAUCUCUUCCGUGUGGUUGGGAGCAAACUUUCAUUUUGCCUGUACCGUCCUCCCCUCUAGUCUCAUCAGCUCUUGUCACUUUGCAGUUCUGUUUUUCUGAGCCUCAGGUUUCCGAAGUGCCUGUAUGGACUUGUAGAAGUUAAUUGAAGACUGUAACAUUGCGACUACUCUAAUCACAAGUUAAUUACUUAAUUUUAAUGGAAGAGACAUGCUAAUUCAUUCUCAACGUAAGAAUCCUAUUUGUUUGCCUACUUCAAGACAACAGCUGUCAUUUCUCAUAAUUUAAGUGAGUGUAAUUUUACUUCUAAACAAAGAAUCUAGAUCAUUUGUAAAGGAAUAUGUGCUGCAUGUUUGUCGUACCUAAUAAUAAUGUACAUAAUAGGUGUAGUGAGCUGUAUUAAAAUUGUUUCAAGAUACUCAACUGAAUCAGUACUAAGUAGAUUUGUUAUGUAAAUAGGAUGCCAUGUUGGUGCGGAGUAUUUAAGAAUGUUUUUUGCACAUAGCGAUAAGAAGUUGAAAAUAGCACUGACUGAAUGACGUGUUGAGGUGACUCCUAAAGCAAGUUUUCUACCCUGAACUGGUAUGCCAGGUUCAUUGUGGGAAUGUGCAUCAUUAUUCCCAUUCUUGGUGCAGUUUGAAUGGAAAAUUUCAUGGGAGUGAGUGAAGUAAUAUUUAGUUUUUGCACUUCUCCAUCGGAUUUGAAAUGUGUUGUUCCAAAGAUAUUGAAUGGUUAUACUGUACUUUAGUGAAGUUAAAUCAAAUGUUAAGUGGUGUAAGUUUUUCCUUUUUCUAUUUAUUUAUGUUGAAUUCAAUCUUAUUGGAGAAGUGCCAACUUCUGUGGAAGCUCAGAUAUUCCUCUCAUCAAAACUGUAUAUUUAUGUGUGCAAAUGUUUGUGGCCCAGAUAGUAGUGCUUGUUUUUUCUAGUUUAAGUUUAAACAAUACCAAAGUCUCAUAAACUCACAAGUCUUUUGUACUAUGAUUUCAAUCAUUUCUAUGUGUUAAGGACAAAGUAAUAUAUGCCGUGUUUUUAUUUAUUGUUUAGAUUAAGGUGGCUUCUGUUGAUAGCCUUGCCAUAUUGGUAAUUUAAGUCAUGCUGGCUCGGCCUCUAUAGCAUUCCUUUGAACACUUUUCAACUAUUGUUGGAAAGGAUCAAUGUUUCCAUGCUGAUCACUCAUACUUUGCCAAAACUAUUAGAUACAAGUAUUUUUAUUAGUUAAGAAGCAUUGUGUCAAUUCUUUAUUUUUGUAAUUUGUGUUUGUUUGUUACAUCAGGAUGGCACUGGUUCACAUUACUUGAUGACAUGUUUGUCAUGACACGCCAUGGCAUUGUGGAACAGUUGCAAAAGCGUUUAUUGAAGUCAGAAAUGGUUAGUUUGUCAUUUGAACUAUUGUCCUUGGUGUCACAUGCACAAAUUCUUAUUCGUACACUUGCAUUUGACCAGUUCCCUUAUGAGCAAGUAGCUUUUUCUCAUUUAUGUCUGAUCUAUGGUCAUAAAAUUUCUUCUAGGUGUGUGGAAUACAGCAAUCAGUUUUCAAACAGAGGAUGAAAAUCAGUAUUAAAAAUUCCCAAAUGUAUCAUAAGAAUAAUUUAAAUAAUUGGGCCAUUUAAAAUCAUCUUCUUACGUGUUUUACAUAAUUUUUUUAUUCGUCUUACAAUUGAAUCUUCCAAAGUACUUUGGUGGCUCAUUUUGAUUUCAAUCAUCAUGGGCAUCUGAGGUUGUUUUCAUCAAUGCUCAAAGCUGUUUAAAAUUAAGUCUUAAAUCCUUUCUUAUAAUAAAUUGAAAUACUCCUGCCCCUCUGCCUUUAGGUAGGAACUUUCUUGCUGAAUCAAGCCAUAGUGAGAUUUCGGCCUACUCUGAAUUUUACACUUAAAUCAAACUGAGUGUGAGCUGCGGCUAAAUGUUCCAUGACUGCUAUGAUUGCUCCCCAAUUUUUUUAUAAUGGACACAAUGUAUCUCUCCUGAAUGGUGGUCUGAUUAUUGUUGCUUUAUGUUCCUAUAUGUAUAAUUUUUAGCAAGAAUUAUGUAUCCCUUACUUAACAUAUUGUGAUUUGCAAGUUUUUAUGUUGUUACUGUAUCUUAUUACUCCGGAGUCCUUUGAGUUUUGUAUACAGCACCAUCAUUUACUGAGAGUUUGACGCGCAGACAUUAGGUGGUGCGAGAUGAUAGCUAAAUCACUGCCCAUAUUGCCUGUUUUCGAGUCAGACUUGCUCGCCCCUCACUGCCCUGCACCUGUCUAUGACUGUCCCAAUUAUGUCCCCCUAAGUUUAUAUAUGUGUUUCUUAUACUCAUUGUAUUAUUCAUGCCUCAAUGAAUCAUCAUGUUAUUAUUUUUAAGUCUGGAUGUUUUUGUGAAUCACAGUUAUGGAACCUAAAACUUUGUUGUGUUGGAAGUUACUUAAACCCAAAGUUAUUGCCAUUAACUACAAAUUUUUAUGUGACCAUUGUAAUACUGUUUUGUCUGCCAUAGUAAUUGGUGAUGGUCAGAUUUUGUACAGCAAGUCAGUGUACCUUUAGUUGACUCAUCUGACAUGUGUGUCUAGUAAAUAUCAUAAGUUAUCAUUAGGUACCUCAAAGCUUAAGGUGGGGAAGGGGUGGGUAUUUGAAAAAACAUGUGGAAGUAGCAGUUUCAAGAAGUCACUUGCGUAGAUUCCAAUGAGGAAGUUCCAUUAUAAUUUAGUUUUUAAUACUUGCCUUCCUUGUAAAAUUGACUUUGACAUCCUUUUUGUUUUGGAAUAUUUUUGUCAGUCAUGUGUUUAUGCCUAUCAAAUUUUAGAUCUGACUUUUACUGCUAUUUCGUUCUUCCCCUUUAUCUUUUCUUAUUUUAUCAAUAUGAACAAUUGUCAUCAGUAACCAUUUCUGUGUUGGACUGACCUGAGAACAUUUUAAAAAUCAUGAUAAUUUAUACCUCAGCAUGGGUUUUGAAAAUUAUUAUUUUGUUUGUUUUUUAUCUGAUUUUACCUUUCAUAUGUGUCUCAAUAUUUAUGUUGUUUUUAUUUUCAUCUGUGAUUCAAGUAGCUGUAUAAGUUCGAACUUAAUAAACAUGAUACAAUGUUGA